CCUUGAUGGUGGGUACCAUCGGUCGGUCUUGGCGCUUGAUCCUUGGUUGCCAAAGGAGCAUUUUGAUUUCGAUCACGCACUUCUCUUGAACCAAACCCCGGGCAGCGUCUGUUUCUCCGGAAUAGGCAGAUAUCUACGCCGGCAGUUUUUAAUAGUGGGAACCGAUCGCCUUAGAUUAAAAGCAGCACGAUCGACGCCAUGUCGCCCUCCCCAGUCUGCUGGGCGCUGCCCUGUUCGGCACCUUUGCCACAGCCGCAGCCACGUCCACCCCGGUCCAGGGCUCCUUUGUCGUCGAGCUCCAGGAUGGUGAGACCUCCGAGGCCUUGUACCAGACCCUCUCCCGCGAGGAUGGCCUGGAGACGCAGGAGCGCAGGAGGUUCUCCUCCAAGUUGUUCAACGGCGCCUCUUUCCUCGUCUCUGGCGCCGGGGGAGACUCUGCGCGGCUCCUCGACAUCAUCAAGUCCAAGCCCACGGUCAAGGCGGUUUGGCCUGUGAAGGCCAUGACCAUUGACCGAGGCGAGGAUGACAAGAAAAACGGCGGCGCGGUACCGGCUGCGCAGCCCCUGGACAUCAUCUACAAACGCCAGACCGCAGACGGGAACAGCAGUGAUGUCGACACUUUCAGGCCGCACAUCGACACCCAGAUCGACAUGCUGCAUGCCAAGGGUAUCAAGGGCAACGGCAAGCGUGUUGCAAUCAUUGACUCGGGCGUCGAUUGGAAACACCCGGCUCUCGGUGGUUGUUUCGGUCCCGGUUGUGUGAUUGAGGGAGGAUGGGACUUUGUCGGUGACGCCGAUUUCGAACCUGGUGUAGAUAUACCGGUUGAAGAUCCUGACCCUUACGACAACUGCGAGGGCCACGGCACCCACGUUACGGGCAUUAUAGUUGCACAGCCUAACCCGUACGGCUUCACGGGUGCGGCCCCGGGUGCCAAGAUCAGAAUGUACCGUGCUUGGAACUGCCACCAAAAGUCGAAUACCGAAAUCUACAUCGCCGCCUUCCUCCGUGCUUUCGACGAGGGCGCCGAUAUCAUCUCACUUUCUGCCGGACAAGACGGAGGCUGGGAGGACGAGCCAUGGGCAAUGGUGGCCAGCCGCAUCGCAGAUGCCGGUGUGCCCGUCGUUGUCGCUGUGGGUAACGACGGCGGCGCUGGCAUGUUCUACACCUUGAACCCCGCCGCCGGCCGCAGCGUCUUGGGUGUGGGAUCUGUGAGAAACACUUUGCUCCCGGAGCUAGUUGCCGCCGGCUCCUACUCGACUGCAGAGCAGCAGAACGUCACCUUUGCCCUCCUCCAGGGCACCCCGACUUUUCCACACGAGAUGACCCUACCGCUGUGGGCCGUCGGUAAUGAUACUGCGUCUAUUAAUGACGCCUGCAGCCCGCUCUCCGACAACACGCCAGACCUUAGCGAUAAGCUUGUGCUGCUGCGAGUGCCGGAUUCCCGCGCUACUCGAUGCUAUCCCUUGGACCAGGCGGCGAACAUUCUCGCCAAGGGAGGACGCUACAUGGCCUACUACGUGCCGGACAACACCUCUUUCAACGAUCAGUUUGUUUACGCCGAAGGUAUCUCGGGCGUUUUGUCUGUUGCGCCCUUUCAGGGAGCUCAGUGGAUCGACCUCCUUAACCGUGGCAUCGGCGUAAACGUCACAGUCCCAGGGCCUAGUGCACCCAACACCACUCUCAUUGAACUUGAGAACAAAGUCUCGGGAGGUUACAUGAGCACCUUCACUACGUGGGGGCCUACCAACCAGCUCAGCUUGAAGCCCUCGGUUGCGGCUCCCGGUGGAAGCAUCUUCGGAACAUUCCCCUUGGCCUUGGGGGGAUACCGUGUCCUUAGUGGAACGUCGAUGGCUUGUCCGCUGACCGCAGGUGCCUUUGCGCUUGUAGGCGAGGUCAGGGGCACCAUGGAUCCCAAACUGAUCGCCGGCCUGCUUGAAUCAACCGCCAAACCCUUGGUGUGGUUUGACGGUACCAACAGCUACCCGGAUAAGCUUGCUCCCGUUGCGCAGCAAGGCGCCGGCAUCAUUCGAGCGUUCGACGCGGCGUACUCAAAGACGACUCUCAGCAAGGCCAACUUCCCUUUGAACGACACGGAGCACUUUGUAGGGACCCACAAGUUCACCAUCGAGAACACGGGAUCCGACGAGGCAACCUACGCGCUUGGCCACACCAGAGCCCCCACGCAGCACACUCUCAUGACGACGAUCGACGGGAGUCUUUUACAGGAUGCCUUCCCCAACCCCAUGAUCGACACGUGGGCCUCUCUUGAGUUCAGCCAAGACUCAGUCACCGUCCCGGCUGGUGGCUCGGCCCAGGUCGAGGUCACCUUCACCCAGCCCCCCACCACCAACGGGCUCAACGCCACCCUGCUCCCCAUCUACGGCGGCUAUGUUAAUGUCAACAGCACCCGCGGCGAAAACCUUGUGAUCCCCUACCUCGGCGCGGCCGGCAGCAUGCGCGCCACGCCCCUGUUGACGAGCAAUGCCGUAUACCUCGCCAACGGCUACUCCACCGCUCCCGCCAACAGGACCUACACGCUCACCCGGCCCUCGGCCAAUUCGACGCUGCCGAUCCCAGGCAAGUCACCAAACGACGACGUGACCCUACCCAACGUCUACUACCGAUUGCUGCUCGGCACAUCCAUCAUGCACGUGGACCUGGUGUCGCUCGAUGAUGCCAAGAACGUCGGCCCCAAGACCCCUACGGGCAUCGCCACCAUGGGCGCCGUCGCCGGCUGGCCGCUGCGUCACCUCAGUCGCACCCAGCAGCGAGCCUACUUUGUCGGCAAGCUGGCCGACAGCACCGUCGUGCCCGCUGGCUCGUACAAGAUUGUCCUCACCGCCCUGAGGGUGUUUGGAGACCAGACCAAGGUUGAGGACUGGGACUUCAUCGAGACGGUGCCGUUCAACAUCGAGUACAAGUAAUUUUUUUUUUUUUAGUAUAUAACCAUGAAAAUGCCGUGGGCUGCAAUCUGGGGGUUAUAAAAAAAAGCGGUUGCUUAGCAGUCAAAUAUUCAGUAGAACUGGUUUAUUUUGGUUGAUAAAACUAGUUACAGAAUAAGUUUGCAC
Molecule: messenger RNA, 3068 nt
Organism: Pyricularia oryzae 70-15
Lineage: Eukaryota; Fungi; Ascomycota; Sordariomycetes; Magnaporthales; Pyriculariaceae
Product: serin endopeptidase, variant
Exons: 6
Coding region: 501-2924 (807 amino acids)
Biological process (GO): proteolysis
Cellular component (GO): cytosol; membrane; cell wall
Molecular function (GO): serine-type endopeptidase activity; tripeptidyl-peptidase activity
Source: RefSeq, a predicted model, not a curated record